This is a messenger RNA of Uranotaenia lowii, 1221 nucleotides long. RefSeq lists its product as uncharacterized. The record is from RefSeq and is a predicted model, not a curated record. NCBI's taxonomy places the organism in Eukaryota, Metazoa, Arthropoda, Insecta, Diptera, Culicidae. Bases 1 to 1221 code for a protein of 406 amino acids. The transcript has a single exon.
AUGAGCCCAUCCCCGGGUGAACAUCCGAAUAGGACGAUUCCUAUUUGGAUGGACCGUAAUAAUCUUUAUGGACGAUUACAUUUCUUGUUUCUUCGAGGGGCAGAUGGUCAAAGUCUCCCCAAGAACCCAUUUACGAUUGCGAAGUCAAUUGAGAGCCAUGUUGGGAGAAUUGAUAGUGGGUAUUACGAUAUAAAAAAACAGUGGUACGUUUUGAAAGUGCGGAACGAAGAGCAAGUCAAGAAACUUGAACAACUGGACAGUUUAAUCGAUGGAACUAAAAUCGAAAUUGGUUAUCACCCGAAUUUAAAUACCAGAAAGUUUGUGGUUACAUGCAACGAAGUUGGGGAUAUGAAAAACGAGGAGCUCCUCGCUGAGCUUGCUACUCAGAAUAUUACAAAUGUUCAGCGAAUAACUAAGAAAACACCAAGCGGAAUCGUAGGAACUUCAACAUUUAUCUUGACUGUGAACAGCACCGUCGUUCCCGAAUAUGUUGAUUUCGGUCUUCUUCGCUUAAAAACCCGAAUCUACUACUCGUUGCCUAUGCUUUGCAGAAAAUGUCUGCAAUAUGGCCACACCAAGGCCAAGUGUACGAACCAAAUAGCAUGCAUCAAAUGUUCCGGAGAGCAUGACAGCACAAAAUGCCGUAAUGACCCGUAUUGUUUGAGUUGUAAAGGGAAUCACAGCCCGGUUGACCGAAAUUGCCCGAUUUGGAAAAAUGAAGCCGCCUCUCUGAAACUAUCCACCGAUCGAAACAUCUCUCUAACCGAAGCACGAAAACAAAUUUCUUCCACCGCCAGCAUUUACCACACAAGCUACGCAAAAGUUGCCAAAUCUCAACCACAUACAUCUUAUAGCAAACCAAAACCGCAGUCUUCAACCACCAAACCGAACGACGUCGAACAGCAUCAUCAACUCAACUUAAACACCAAAAGAAGCCACCAAAGUCCGAACUCACCAGCACCAACCGAGCAACCCAGCACAAUCGUGCAGACGGAUUCCCCUCCAAAGAAAAAGAAUGAUCUACAAUUGAAAAGCUGCUCUUCCUCCGAUCCAGAAAUGGAAGUGAUUUGUGAAAAGAGCAAAAACAAAGAUACCCCCAUCUUCACUUAUGCGAAGCAGUGCACCUCGUCCACUGUCUCGCAUGAUAGGAAGCUCCCAAACAAACCCAACCCUUUCCCCUUUCCUAUUCCCAAAAAACCCAACGUUAGAUUUAAAAAAUAG